Zerene cesonia (dogface butterfly) is the source of this 3889-nucleotide messenger RNA. It is a transcript of the gene pod1, whose product is annotated as coronin-7. Bases 196 to 3843 code for a protein of 1215 amino acids. The record is from RefSeq and is a predicted model, not a curated record. Gene Ontology annotation, molecular function: protein binding. The transcript is spliced from 23 exons. NCBI's taxonomy places the organism in Eukaryota, Metazoa, Arthropoda, Insecta, Lepidoptera, Pieridae.
AUCGUACUGCAUUGACACAUUGACAGGAAUUUUAUUAUCGAUCUGCACUAAAUGUCGCUACAAUUGAAAUGGCCGACGUUUAGGGGGAGUGUCUACCAGAAAUUUGUUUUCUAAUUGAUAUUUAAAACGUAGUGGUACACCACCUAAGGCUGUAACAUUCCAAAUUAAAAGACUGAAACAUUUUAUUGGCAUAAAAUGGCUUGGCGUUUUAAAGCCUCUAAGUAUAAAAAUGCGGCACCAAUCGUGCCGAAGCCCGAAGCAUGCAUUAGAGAUAUAUGUGUGGGCUCGUAUCAGACUUAUGGGAACAAUAUAUGUGCGUCGGCAGCGUUUAUGGCGUUCAACUGGGAGCAUGUAGGCUCCAGCAUGGCUGUGCUACCUCUGGAUGACUGUGGCAGGAAGAGCAAGACUAUGCCACUGUUGCAUGCUCAUUCUGAUACAAUUACCGAUAUGGAUUUUUCACCAUUCCACGACGGCCUGCUGCUCACUGGCUCACAGGAUUCUUUGGUAAAAGUAUGGCAUAUUCCACCAGAGGGUCUCAAGGAGUCUCUCUCCACACCCGAAUGUACUCUGUCCCAAAAGCAACGCAGAGUGGAGAAUGUUGGCUUUCACCCUGUUGCUGAUGGCUUGAUUCAUGUCGCGUCUGGACAUGAACUUGCAUUGUGGGACUUAACGAAGCAGAAGGAGGCUUUUGUAAACAAAGACCACACAGAAGUGAUACAGUCGACAUCAUGGAAGAAGGACGGCAAGCUGGUGGCCACCUCCUGCAAGGAUAAGAAGGUGCGAGUGCUGGACCCUCGUGUCGACUCGCCCGUGCUCAAUGUGGCGAACAGCCAUCAGAAUAUCAAGGAUAGUCGGCUCGUGUGGCUCGGUGAUACAGAUAGGAUACUUACUACAGGUUUCGAUUCAGCGCGUCUCCGUCAAAUAAUGAUCCGCGAUAUUCGCAACCUGUCUCAAACGCAGAAGACCCUCGAGCUCGACUGCUCCACGGGAGUGCUGAUGCCACUGUUCGAUCCGGACACCAAUAUGCUGUUCCUCGCUGGGAAGGGCGAUACAACGAUACUGUAUAUGGAAUUGACUGAUAAGGAGCCGUACUUGAUUGAGGGGUUACGGCAUUCGGGUGAGCAGACGAAAGGCGCCUGCCUGGUGCCCAAGCGGGCGCUGCGCGUGAUGGAGGGCGAGGUGAACCGCGUGCUGCAGCUCGCCGGCUCCUCCGUCGUACCCAUCAUGUACCAAGUGCCGAGAAAGAGCUACCGCGACUACCACGCGGACCUGUACCCGGACACGAGCGGCGCAGUCACCUACCUCAGCGCACCGAUGUGGCUCGACAAGCUGGACUAUCCAGUACCCAAUAUAUCCUUGCAUCCGGACGCUAACAACUCUACCCAGGUACAUCGGGGGAAUUUAGAAGAACUGGUCAAGAAUAUACUAGCAAUGCCGGUUCCGAAGAAAGGUGACACUAAAGUUGUCACAACUACAACGGAAGUUAAGUCAGCACCUAAACCACAGACUAUACAAACACCUGAGAAAGAAGAAGAUAGAAUUGAUUUUAUUAACGUUAAAGAUAUGAUAAAAGGCAUGGAGAAACAAAAAGUUGAACCCAAAGAGUACACAAAAGAAAACGGAUUCCACAAGAAGAUAACAGAUAAUGGGUGCGAUGAGAAGAAAGACUAUGAAAUGGAAAAAGCUCAGAGUCUGGAAAAGACCGAUUCGGAUUCUAGUGAAACGCUUUCCAGGAGUAACAGUUUGAUCAAUGGCAUUCAGGUACCGAAGCCAUUGCCCAGAUCGUCCAUUUCGGAAGCUGGAUCUGCGAGCGAUGACCUCGAGGCGCCGAAACCUAAGCCCAGGACUACUGCGAUGCCUGUAUCGGGUUAUAAGCCACGUCUCGGCCCGAAGCCAUUCUCCGCGUCCGCCGGCAGCGAAGAGUUUUCCUUCGACAAAGUGUUCUCGGUCCCCGCCGUGCCGGGGGUCAAGAGCGAUAAUGCGACUUCACCUGUAUCUGGUUCGAUGCCAGUGACGUCAGCGCCGACGCCUAAAGACGAGGACAAGGAGAAAUCUCUGUCUCCCACCAGCGAUGUGGAAGUGGCUCCUAAAGAAGAGUACACGAACGGCAAGUCAGACACGAGCGUGGAGGAGGAGGUCAACAGUUCGGACUCCGGCUACAUCCCCAAAACACCGAGCACCGCUGAUAGGAGGAAAAUGUUCGAGACCACUGACGGCGUGAAGUCGAUAGCGGACCGGCGGCGCGCGUACGAGGUGCGCUCGGUGAGCGCCGCGCCCGACGCGGAGGCGCCGCUCUCGCCCGCGCCGCUGAGACGAAGGGACUCCCUAAAAUCGCGCAAAAGCCCCGACAGAGAAGAGAAACGCUCGUCCGUGCCCAAUGUCACUACGAAACGGACGUCUACUGUUUUCGGAAAAGUAUCAAAGUUUCGUCACUUAAAGGGAACUCCGGGCCACAAGUCGACACAUAUUGAGAAUAUCAAGAACAUCAGCCGACAGAUCUCGGGAGAGUGCCAUGGCUUCUGUGCGAACGGCGUGCGGUGCGCGGUGCCGGUGAGCGCGGGCGGCGGCGGCGGGCGCGUGGCGGUGGUGGAGCUGCCCACGGGCGCCACGCCGGCGGCGCGCGCCGCGCCCGCGCACCCCGCGGCGCUGCACCCGCACGCGCUGCUGCACCCGGCGCCGCUGCAGGACUUCGCCUUCGACCCCUUCCGCCCGGAGCGCCUCUUGGUCGCCUGCGACGACGGCGCCGUGCGCGAGUGGAUCAUACCGGAGGGCGGUCUCACGGAAUCGACCAACGAGCCGAACCGCACGUUCUCAGCGCACCCGGACAAGAUCUACAUCAUACGAUUCCAUCCGACCGCCUCAGACCUCCUCACCACGGCGGCGCACGACCUCACGGUGAAGCUGUGGGACCUCGCCAAGGAGGUGCCCACCGCUGAGAUCACGCUCACGGGCCACACGGACCAGAUAUUCGCGCUCGACUGGUCCCUGUACGGGGAGUAUCUGGCUACCGUGUGUAAGGAUGGAUUGAUUAGGGUGUACAACCCGCGCGUGUCCACGGCGCCGAUCCGCAGCGGCGGCGGCGCGCUGGGCAGCCGCGGCGCGCGCGUCGUGUGGGCGCUCGCCGACACGCACCUCGUGGUCACCGGGUUCGACAGGGUAUCGGAGCGGCAGAUACUGCUGUACCGCGCGGACUCGCUCGCGGCGCCGGUGUGCACGGUCUCGCUGGACGUGUCGCCCGCCAUCCUGCUCACGCACAUCGACCACGACUCGGGCACACUCUUCUUGACCGGACGGGGCGACUCGACGAUCUACUGCUACGAGGUGACCUCGGAGGCGCCGUACCUGUGCGCGCUGUCGCACCACCGCGCGCCCACGCUGCACCAGGGCAUCGCCUUCCUGCAGAAGAACAUGCUCGCUGUUGAGAAGGUGGAGUUCGCGAGAGCUCUUAGACUGACAAAUGGGAAUGUGGAGCCUCUGUCAUUCACAGUGCCUAGGAUUAAGAGCGAGCUGUUCCAAGACGACCUGUUCCCGCCGACGCUGGUGACGUGGGCGGGCUGGCAGCGCGCGGCGGCGUGGCUGCGCGCCGAGCCGCUGGCGCCGCGCCUGCUCAGCCUGCAGCCGCCCGGCAUGGAGCCGCUGUCGGCGCACACGGCGCCGGCGAACGCGCCGAAAGAUAAACCGGCGCAGAAGCCGAAACCGGACCUCAUCAAAUCGCACGUGCCGAUGGACGCUAAGGAUAAACAGGAUAGCAUAAUGAAAUCCAUGAGCGCUAAGGUGACAAUGAAUUUGAAGCUAGAACAGGACAGCAUGGAGGGCGUCGACGAAGCCGAGUGGGACCAGUGAAGGGGAUACACCCUACAUUGAUACUAAACCUGCGUUCUGACGUUUU